GGGGAAAAAUUAUUUAAAAAAGCUAAAUUUCACUUUCUGUUUUCCUUUUCCGAUGUUGAGCAACUAAGUUGUUUGAACUUCCUUCAACCAUCCUUCUUCAUCACUUACUUCAAUCUCUUCUUCCAAUCUCAUCGUCGCAAGGUGAAGUGAUCACAUGCUAAUCUUUCUCUGACCUUCCUAUCUCAGGUUCAUUUAUGCAAUUUAAAUCCAACAACCACUUGUAUACGAAGACUCAAAAUUCAAAUCAAAUCAAUGGCAUGGUUAAAUAUUGGUUCACUUCUUACAUUUUCUGCAAUUUUUCGCGUAAUUCUCAUCGUAUACGGAGAAUGGCAAGAUUCUCAUAUGGAAGUUAGAUAUACUGAUGUUGAUUACAUUGUUUUUUCUGAUGCCGCUUCUCUUGUUGCUUCUGGUUAUUCUCCUUAUCAGAGAACAACUUAUCGUUAUUCCCCUUUACUAGCUUUUCUUCUUCUUCCUAAUUCGUUACUUCAUCGCUCUUGGGGAAAAUUUCUCUUCUCUUCUGCAGAUUUACUUGUGGGAUAUUUUAUCUAUUAUAUUCUAAAGCUGCAGAAGGUUCCUGAAAAGCUCUGCAACUACUCUGUUAUGGCAUGGCUUUUUAAUCCAUUUACCUUCACCAUUGGGACACGAGGGAACUGUGAGCCCAUUGUUUCUGCCAUGAUAUUGUGGAUCAUUGUCUGUCUUAUGAAAGGUAAUGUGUUACAGUCAGCAUUUUGGUAUGGACUUGUUGUCCAUUUCAGGAUUUAUCCUAUAAUUUAUUCUAUUCCUAUAAUCCUAGUUCUUGAUCCGAACUUCUUCCCGUCUGGCCAGAAACCCGUCCUAAGGAACUGGAGUGCUGUUCAGAAAGAGAGAUCCGAAGACGAGAAUGGCCAGUUUACCCUACAUAAUUUAUUGAAAAGCAUAUUCACAAGGAAUAGGAUCAUAUUUGGACUGGUCUCAGGAUUGGUUUUCGUCUUUUGUACUGGUCUGUUCUACUGUUUAUAUGGAUGGGAAUUCCUACACGAGGCACUACUGUACCAUCUUACUCGUACAGAUCCAAGGCAUAACUUCUCCAUCUAUUUCUAUCACAUAUAUCUUCAUUAUGGAAAUGACAUCUCAGUGGUGGAAAAGCUUGUGUCCUUUUUGCCACAGUUUUUGGUUCAGCUGGUUCUUAUUUUCAGCUUUGCACGGGAUUUGCCUUUUUGCUUUUUUGUGCAGACCGUAUCAUUUGUGGCCUUCAAUAAGGUGAUUACAGCACAGUACUUUGUUUGGUUCUUUUGCUUAUUGCCUCUAAUACUCCCAUGGAGUAAAAUGAAGCUUAAAUGGGGUGGAUUGUCUUGUAUUCUUUUGUGGAUAGGAGCUCAAACCCACUGGUUGUUGUGGGGCUACCUUCUUGAGUUCAAGGGUAAAAAUGUUUUUUUACAGCUUUGGGUGGCAGGCUUAAUGUUUCUAGCAGCCAACAUAUUCAUCCUUGUCAUGAUUAUUCGUCAACAUGAUUGUUCUUCUAUUUUCAAAGCUUUAGAAUAUACUCGCUCCAAGCAUGAAGCUAAGCUUGAAUGAGUGACUCUGAUUUGUCGUCAAUGAAUUUCAAUUUUCAUCACCACCAUUUCUAUGUAUCGUCCUUGUCGCACUUCAAUUUAACAAUGCAAGGGCAUUACUACAGCAACCGACAUUCAUGUUGAAACUUGCGUAAUUUUCUAAAAGUGAACAAUAGGUGAGGCGACUCAAUGUAUUAUUAUUGUUUUGUAACCCUGUAUGCCUUUUUUGUUUUGUUGUUGCAGUACACAAUUUUGAUCAAUGAAUUUAUUUUUAUUGCUUUCUUA
Messenger RNA from Trifolium pratense (red clover), 1817 nucleotides. RefSeq names its product GPI mannosyltransferase 1-like. Gene Ontology annotation, molecular function: alpha-1,4-mannosyltransferase activity; GPI mannosyltransferase activity. The transcript has 4 exons. Gene Ontology annotation, biological process: GPI anchor biosynthetic process. Bases 253 to 1554 code for a protein of 433 amino acids. Lineage: Eukaryota; Viridiplantae; Streptophyta; Magnoliopsida; Fabales; Fabaceae. The record is from RefSeq and is a predicted model, not a curated record. Gene Ontology annotation, cellular component: membrane; glycosylphosphatidylinositol-mannosyltransferase I complex.